Letharia columbiana is the source of this 735-nucleotide messenger RNA. RefSeq lists its product as uncharacterized. The record is from RefSeq and is a predicted model, not a curated record. Gene Ontology annotation, molecular function: nitronate monooxygenase activity. NCBI's taxonomy places the organism in Eukaryota, Fungi, Ascomycota, Lecanoromycetes, Lecanorales, Parmeliaceae. The transcript is spliced from 2 exons. The coding region runs from base 1 to 735 and encodes 244 amino acids.
AUGAUACCUACUACAACUUUGAACACAGCAUACCCGUGGACCCGGAGCCCCCUCAUAGCCAACGCUCCAAUGAGGCUGAUAGCCCUAGCGCCGCUUGCGUAUGCAGUGUCUCAGGCUGGAGGCUUUGGCUGGCUCGCUGCGGGUACUGACGUGGCUGAUCUGAAAAAGGAGUUGCAAAAAGUCGCAGAUCAAGUGGCGCAAAAUCCUGUUCCAGGGUCGAGCUCAGACUUCCUCCCCAUUGGUGUGGGCUUUAUCAACUGGGGUGUCGAACUGGAGACAGCGCUGGAGGCUCUGAGGGAGCAUAUACCCGCUGCGGUGUGGUUCUUUGCACCAAGGAAGAACGAAGACCUUGUCGAGUGGACGAGAAAAAUAAGAGAGGUGAGCAAGGGGAAAACAAAAAUAUGGAUACAGAUUGGGACAGUCAUGGACGCAAUUGAAGUUGCCCGUUCUUGUCAUCCAGACGUCCUUGUCGUUCAAGGUUCUGAUGCUGGAGGGCACGGACUAGCACAUGGUGCUGGAAUUGUGAGCUUGCUUCCAGAGGUGGCUGAUUCGUUACGAGGGAUGGGAAUGGGAAGUAUACCUCUAGUUGCAGCAGGAGGUAUAGUGGAAGGUCGAGGGGCCGCUGCCUGCCUGGCUCUGGGCGGAAGUGGCGUUAACGACCGACGGAGGGAGGAGUACCGUCAGAACGAGCGUGUACGAUACGCUACGUGGGACGGUGUGGCCCCGUCAAUAUGA